GUUGGAUGUCAGUCAUGCUUCAUAUUUUAAUAUUUACAGUCUGUGGGGAUGAAUGCUGGUUGGAGGAGCCCCCCCAUGUGAACUCUUGCCUUGAGCCCCAACAUUUCUAGAAUCACCAACGCUUCAGAAACCGAGUGACCACUGAGACUACGUUCAUGUUGUUUACAAUCGUCUGAUACAGAGAAAAUUGUAUGACUUUUUUUAAACUCAUGGCUCGUUUUCAAGUGGAUCAAAGAGGAGGCUGCUCUCUCUCUCUCUCUCUCUCUCUCCCUUCCUCUCUCUUUCCCUUCCUCCCUCUCUCGCUCCAGCUCCUCCCAGGCUUUUAUAUUUAAAUGCCAGGCGAGCCAGCAGGUAAACUCUCUCUCUUCUCUCAGUGAGUCUCACCUGAGCCUGAACAUCAUUCAGUCUGCAGCUGUGUGUGUCAGGUCCACACACACACUUCUGAAGCGUUCAAACACUGAGGAUUUUCAUCAAAAGAUUUGUUAACCGGACAGGUGAAUGUAAAGAAGCACAACCUGUGGACAGAAUCAGCUCUUCUCUUCUCCUGAACAUUUUAUGGACGAUUUAAACGAUGUGUUUGAUGGAUGAAAGUGGUCAACAGGGGGACGUCUGCAUCUUUUGAACAUCUUUCAAAUCACUGAAGAGAAAUGGACGACCACAUGAACCGUGUUUGGAUCUCUGAGCGUUGAUUCUGAAGUCAAGAGAGGCUGAAAUAUUUCAAUUAACUGAUGACCGUUGGACAUCCAGGAUGGAUCUGUCCACAGUCCAGACAUCUUCUGAGGCCUUUACUCUGAUUUAACAAGACAUUUAGAGACACAACGGUGAAAAUAACACUCAAAUAAAACUCCAAAGACACGGACGACUUCUCCAAGUACACUUCCUCUCAAACAGUUUGAAAACAGGACUAUAGAGGAAACUUCUCAGAGGUCCAAGUUUUGAAAACAGAACAUUUAAAGGUUUUUGGACCAGACGGUUUUUUAGGGUUCAAAGCGAACUGAAGACGGACUUUCAAGAGACAUCUUCGAGGUGUUUCCGUUAUUUCCUUCGCUCUGACUUUGGACCUUCCUGCAUGCUUGAGGAUCCUUUUUAAACCACAAACUGAUCCAGAGACGACGGCUGGAAUAACCUCUGACCUCUGAACCAGGCUUUUGAGAAACGCCCGCCAACAUUACCAAGAGGAAAAUCCAAGUUCAAGAAGCAGACCGGUGAGGCGGGAUCAAACCAAGGUUGUUGGCGGCACACAGGCGUGAUGUUGAUGUGUCGCCCCCUGCUGCUGACAUGGGUGCUGCUCACCGCCAGAGUCCGGAGUCAGAGCUGGAGACCCUGCACAGACCUGCUGCCUCUUGACCUGCUGACCCGAGCCCUGCCACGCCCAGACCAAGCCCAGCCCACACAGUUGCAGAUGGUUCAGUCCAGAGGGUCCAGAGGUCUCCGACUGGGCGGCGUCUCGUCAACAGUGCUGAGUUUUCCCGCCUCCCAAAUUUUCACCAACUGCGACUACUUCCCUUCAGAGUUCUCAUUGGUCACCACCAUCAAGAUACCCAGACUGAGACAGAAGAGGAACGAGUACGUCUUCUCUGUGGUCGAGGAGGAAUCUGAUUUGCUGUUGUUAGGGUUACGUGUCUCAGAGAACAGCCUCCACCUCUUGGUCACGGCCCCCGGUGGUGGGAGGCGGAGCCGGAUGACCUUUAAGGAUGUUGGAUUGGAUGAUAACCGUUGGCACACCGUGGUGCUGGCUGUCACCGGACCGUAUGCCACGCUGACCGUCGACUGUGGGCUGUCUCUGGAGCUUAAACAGGUUCAGUCAUUUCCCAGCACUCUCAGCACCAGAGGGUCCAGGAUGUUCAUCGGCAGCCGGAGGAGGAUGAGGGGACGAUUCUCUGGACUACUCCGUCAGCUGGUUCUACUUCCUGGUUCAGAUGCCACGCCCAGACUCUGUCCAGCAGCUGACCCCAGCCUGGUCGAGCUGUCCAUCCCCCAGAUCCUGAAGUCCACCCCACUCCGGCCGGACCAUCAAGGACCAGUUUACCCGUAUGAGGCCGAGGCCAGAGUGACCACAGGACAUCCUCCUCAGUGUUCAGGCCCAGAACAAGGUCAGCUGUGGUUCAACACUCGGAGGAGAGACCUGUUCAUCUGUGACGGAAUCACCUGGAGGACGCUGUUGCAGAAUAAGGAGCGUCUGGACUACGUGGAGGACUAUCAGGACCUGUACACCAGCUCAGAAACCUUCGACGUGGAGGUUUUCUCCAUCCCGUCUGAAGGCCUGUUCAUGGCUGCAGCCAACAGGGACUCUCUGCCCGGCUCCAGGAUCUACAAAUGGAGAGACGGGUUGUUCCAGCUCUACCAGAACAUCAGCACUCAGGAGGCUCGCGCGUGGAAACACUUCACCAUCGAGGACAAGAUUUUUCUGGUGGUGGCGAACUCCAAGGAGGCAGAGCCUGAGCUGUCUGUCAUCUAUCGGUGGAAUCAGCGUCGGCGGCGUUUUCUCCGUCAUCAAACACUGGAGACUCACUCGGCUUUGGACUGGGAGGCCUUUCAAAUCCACAACGACAGCUUCCUGGUGGUGGCCAAUCACAGACGAGCCAGAGACUCCAACCACAACAUCCACAGUGUGAUCUACAGGUGGAGCCCAAACACAAAGCUGUUCGAAGUGAACCAGACUCUGUCCACGUCCGGAGCGUACGACUGGGAGUUCUUUUCCGUCGGGCCGUACCACUUCCUGGUGGUUGCCAACACCUUCGACGGUCAGACCACCACCAUCAGCUCCACGGUCUAUGUGUGGCUGAACGGCUGCUUCCAGACGUUUCAGAGCAUCCCGACGAUCGGAGCGACAGACUGGGAGACGUUUCAGAUAGACGGCAGGUUUUUUCUGGCUGUCGCUAACAGUCAGAUGAUUUCAGGCCGCGGCCCGAGUCUCUACAGCAUCAACUCCACAGUGUAUGAACUCAACACACUCACUCAGACCUUCAUCCGCUUCCAGGACAUCCUCACACACAGCGCGGUGGACUGGGAGUUCUUCACCAUCGGAGACGACAAGUUUCUGGUCGUAGCAAACAGUCACGACGGCAGCUCGUACUCUCUGAACAGUGUUGUCUACAGGUGGCAGGGUUACGAGGGCUUCGUUGCCGUCCAUAGUCUGCCCACGUUCGGCUGCAGAGACUGGGAACACUUCAGCACCGAGGAGGGCUCCUUCCUUGUCUACUCCAGCGCCACCUCCAGGCUCAGCAAGGUCUUUAGACUCAGGACGUACUGAAGGAAACCCCAAUAAAAGAAACCUCUAACUUCAGAGAGUUUCACCUUUAAACCUUCAGACUUCUGCAGUCGUCACCUUUGGGCUCAGCAGGGUCUUCAGGGACAGGAACAGACCGACUGAACCUGCAUCCCACAGAGUUUGAGUUUUAAAACUAGAACCUUCUGCAGGACUCGACAGUCAUCAAGUUCGAGCUCUUCGAGGUCUUCAAACAGCAGGAACAAUCCUUUCAACAUUUCCAUCAAAGAGAAGAAACUGAGAUUUCACACCUGCAGAGAAACUGUCUGAGUUUGUUUCUUCUCUGGUCCUUCAAAGACGAUAUGAAGAACUUUUCCUUGUCGUAUUUAAAAAUAUAAGUUCAGUCAUUUUAAGCUUGUGCAGUGGUUAGCUGUGUUCUCUCACAGCAAGGAGGUUCCUGGUUUGAAUCCCCGUCUGACAGGAGCCUCUCCUCCCACAGUCCAAAGACAUGCUCGUUAGGUUCCAAGGAAGGGGAAAGCGGUAUAGAUAACGGAUGGAUGGAUGUAAUGUUUGCCUGGCGAGGACGACGCCCUCUAGUGGGCUCAAAAAGAAGCUGUUUUUAACGGCCGCCUGAUACGGGUUGCUAAAUCCCUUUCAGGUUCCAUCGUCUCUAUGUUUGUUUUUAGUUUAUGUGUGAAGUGAAGUUGAGGGUUUGAAUUUUAAAGUUUUAACAUGAAAUUAGAAGUAGUGCUCACUUAUAUUACCAUAGGUUCUGACGAGAAGAUAAGAACAGUCACAUGAAACAAGAGAAUUCAAAGCUUCUUUUCUCUGCUCAUACCUCGGAGGUGUUUGUCAAAGGUGCAAUCAGUCAGAUAAGAAAUUAUAACUAUAAUAAAGAAUAAGCUUCUCAGAAACACACAGCUUUAGAGCUGAUGUUUAAUACAAGUCAUAUUAUGGGAUGUUGCUGCGUUUUCUGUAAAACAACACUUCACUUUGACUGAUUCUUGUUUAAACUGUAAAACGGUUUUACUGAGCUGUUUGUUGUGACGUAAUGUUCAUAUAAAUAUCCUUUAUUAAAACAUCUCUAACUAACGUCUUUAUUAACACAAUUUAUAUCCAAACUGUAAUUUAUUAUUUUUCAUAAAUAAUGAAAUUUUUUGUGAAUAAAUAUUGUUUCUGAGUGUUGUCGUCUGUAACAGAACAUAAAACACUGGAUGUGAAUGAUUUUAUUCAGACAAAAUGAACAUUUCUUUUGACUCAUCAAUUAAAAACACUAUAAGUA
Labrus bergylta (ballan wrasse) is the source of this 4490-nucleotide messenger RNA. The record is from RefSeq and is a predicted model, not a curated record. Lineage: Eukaryota; Metazoa; Chordata; Actinopteri; Labriformes; Labridae.